AUGAGUAUCUCCUCAAUAUGGGCAAAGGCAUGGCUCAUCAUUCUGUCUAUCAUGGCGGUGUCUGCCUCUGAAACCUCUCCUACUCGUUGCGUCAUGUACCUUACUGGACAACACAAUGUUGUUCCGUCGGACCCGAGUCUUACCGAGGGAAUUACACAUGUCAUCAUCGCCUUCAUGCGAUCUGAUAUCUUCAAUUCCAAUCGAAGCUCGCCCGAAUUCCCCCUUUUCACGAGUGUCCAGGAUGUUCGGGAUAAAUUUCACCCUAGCACUAAGGUCAUGGUCGCUAUCGGUGGCUGGGGUGACUCUAAAGGAUUUGAAGAAGGUAGUAGAGACGACUUUUCAAGAAGGAUAUGGUGUGAGAAUGUCCGCGACAUGAUUCGCCUCACUGGCGCUGACGGUAUUGAUAUCGAUUGGGAGUACCCUGGUGGAAACCGUGAUGACUAUAAAACUAUCCCAAAUGAAGAGCGGUCAUGGGAAAUCGAAGCCUUCGUCCAGUUGUUGACGGAUUUGCGUGCCACCAUUGGCACCGAGAAGAUCCUAUCCAUCGCAGUUCCAGGCCUGAAGAGGGAUCUUAUGGCAUUCACAGAAGAUACUGUACCCAGGAUUGUCGCUCAGGUGGAUUUUAUCAACGUCAUGACCUACGACUUGUUAAAUCGGCGCGACACCAUGGUAAAACAUCACAGUGGUGUAUCUGCAUCAUUGAGUUCCAUUGAGACUUACAUCGAACGCGGCGCAGAAGCUCAUAUGCUGAACUUAGGGCUGGCUUACUAUGUUAAAUGGGCGUUGACCGAGGAGUGUGACCCGGACCAUCCCCUGGGUUGUCCGACUCAGCUUCUGGAAGACCCCAAGACAGGUGAUGAUCUCGGCCGGACUGGUGCCUUCAGUUGGCAUGACAAAACGCCUCUAGAUCUGGAACAGUCGUUCUCUCGCGCGACGCUCAAUGGCCAGUAUUUUGAAGAUGGUAGUUUUGGCUAUUGGGAUGACAAGGAGAGACGAUGGUGGACCUUCGAUACACCUAAGAUGAUUGACCAGAAGCUGAGAGAUAUUGUCUAUCAAAGGAAGCUAGGGGGUGUAUUUGCAUGGGGUUUGGGCGAAGAUGCACCUAAUUUCUCUCACUUACAGGCAACCAUGGAAACCCUUCGGAGCCUGCGGGUGGACAAAUCAGCGGACCGCGAAGACAAAGAUGAACUGUAG
Molecule: messenger RNA, 1194 nt
Organism: Pochonia chlamydosporia 170
Lineage: Eukaryota; Fungi; Ascomycota; Sordariomycetes; Hypocreales; Clavicipitaceae
Product: chitinase 18-4
Exons: 3
Coding region: 1-1194 (397 amino acids)
Biological process (GO): chitin catabolic process; carbohydrate metabolic process
Cellular component (GO): extracellular region
Molecular function (GO): chitinase activity; chitin binding
Source: RefSeq, a predicted model, not a curated record